This is a messenger RNA of Arvicanthis niloticus (Nile rat), 3409 nucleotides long. It is a transcript of the gene Gatad2b, whose product is annotated as GATA zinc finger domain containing 2B. The record is from RefSeq and is a predicted model, not a curated record. Gene Ontology annotation, molecular function: zinc ion binding; sequence-specific DNA binding. Lineage: Eukaryota; Metazoa; Chordata; Mammalia; Rodentia; Muridae. Gene Ontology annotation, biological process: negative regulation of transcription by RNA polymerase II. Gene Ontology annotation, cellular component: NuRD complex.
AGCGUCCUUGUUUGUGUGGUGCCGCCGCCGCCGGUGCAGCCGCCGCCGCCGCUGCUGCCCCUGUCUGUACCGCAGUGUCUGCUCCGCCCGCCCGCCCUCCCCGACCCGGCCCGCCCCCUCCCCCACCCCCGCUCCUGGACCCGCCAGUGGGGUCUGGAUCCCACUGUGCCGUCGCCGCCUCCUUUUUCGACGCCUUCGCGGCCGCCUGAGGAGGCGACCUGGUCGGGAGUUCCGCCGCCGCUGCCAGGAUGGAUAGAAUGACAGAAGAUGCUCUUCGCCUGAAUCUUUUGAAGAGGAGUUUGGACCCAGCAGAUGAGAGAGAUGAUGUCCUGGCAAAACGACUGAAAAUGGAGGGGCAUGAGGCUAUGGAACGGCUGAAAAUGUUGGCACUGCUCAAAAGGAAAGAUUUGGCCAAUCUUGAGGUGUCGCACGAGUUACCUACCAAACAAGAUGGCAGUGGUGUCAAGGGUUAUGAAGAGAAACUUAAUGGAAAUCUCAGGCCUCAUGGAGACAACAGGACUGCUGGAAGGCCAGGCAAAGAAAACAUCAAUGAUGAGCCUGUGGAUAUGAGUGCUAGACGGAGUGAGCCAGACCGAGGAAGGCUAACUCCUUCCCCAGACAUAAUUGUUUUGUCUGAUAAUGAGGCUUCCAGUCCCCGAUCCAGCUCCCGGAUGGAAGAGAGACUUAAAGCAGCCAACCUAGAGAUGUUUAAGGGGAAAGGCAUUGAGGAACGGCAGCAGCUUAUCAAGCAACUGAGGGAUGAGCUACGAUUGGAAGAAGCUCGUCUGGUGCUGUUAAAGAAACUGAGGCAGAGUCAGCUACAGAAAGAGAAUGUGGUCCAAAAGACUCCAGUUGUACAGAAUGCAGCAUCUAUUGUUCAGCCAUCUCCUGCACAUGUGGGACAACAAGGCUUAUCUAAGCUUCCCUCCCGGCCUGGAGCUCAAGGGAUUGAACCUCAAAAUUUGAGAACAUUACAGGGUCACAGUGUCAUCCGCUCAGCAACCAACACCACCCUUCCACACAUGUUGAUGUCUCAGCGUGUUAUUGCACCAAAUCCAGCCCAACUUCAGGGCCAGCGGGGGCCACCGAAGCCUGGCAUUGUACGCACCACAACACCUAACAUGAAUCCUGCCAUCAGUUACCAACCACAGUCAAGUUCUUCUGUUCCCUGUCAGCGCACAACAUCUUCUGCCAUCUACAUGAAUCUUGCCUCCCAUAUUCAGCCAGGGACUGUGAACAGAGUGUCCUCACCACUUCCUAGCCCCAGUGCCAUGAGUGAUGCCGCCAACUCACAGGCUGCAGCCAAAUUGGCUCUUCGAAAACAGCUGGAAAAGACGCUCCUGGAGAUACCACCUCCAAAACCUCCUGCUCCUUUGCUUCACUUCUUGCCUAGUGCAGCCAAUAGCGAGUUUAUCUACAUGGUAGGCUUGGAAGAAGUUGUACAGAGUGUCAUUGACAGCCAAGGCAAAAACUGUGCCUCACUUCUGAGGGUCGAACCCUUUGUAUGUGCCCAGUGCCGCACAGAUUUCACCCCUCACUGGAAGCAAGAAAAGAAUGGUAAAAUCCUCUGUGAGCAGUGUAUGACUUCCAACCAGAAAAAGGCUCUAAAAGCUGAACACACUAACCGGCUGAAAAACGCUUUUGUUAAAGCCCUACAACAGGAACAGGAAAUUGAGCAGCGAUUACAGCAGCAGGCAGCACUCUCCCCAACUACAGCUCCAACUGUAUCCAGUGUCAGUAAACAGGAGACCAUCAUGAGACAUCAUACACUUCGGCAGGCUCCUCAGCCCCAGAGCAGCCUCCAACGUGGUAUACCCACAUCUGCCCGAUCCAUGCUUUCAAACUUUGCACAGGCACCCCAGUUGUCUGUGCCAGGUGGCCUCCUCGGCAUGCCAGGUGUCAACAUUGCAUACUUGAACACUGGCAUCGGAGGACAUAAAGCCCCAAGUUUGGCAGACCGGCAGCGUGAAUACCUUUUAGACAUGAUCCCUCCCAGGUCUAUAUCGCAGUCCAUCAGUGGGCAGAAAUAACACCUGUUCUACUUGUACUGCCCAUCCUUGAAUCCUUUACCCAUUUCUCCCAUUGCCCCCAACUUCCGUCGCAUGCAGUGCCUGUACUGGUGCCUACCAUACACGGAAAGCAAAACCGAAAAAAACAGAAGACAAAAAUAGACAUCAACAAGAAAAUACCUGCCCUGCCCUGCCACCUCCCCUUUAUUUCACACUGCUGCGAUCUGUUCUCCUGCUGCUCUGUCUUCUCUCUUCAAUUUCCUUUAACAGUGAGGUGGAUCUUUGCCUCUGAUAGAGGUCAGAAUGAGGUCCUGGGGAGAAUUUAAGCCCUUUGAUGUGUGUUUCUAAAGUUUGUUUUAUGCUAUAAUUAUUAUCAUUUUUAAUUAUAUUGUGUGUUUUCCCUUUGUUCUGUAGACGGUUAAUUCCUAUCUUCUGUUUUAUUUCCCUACCUCCCUCUGCUAACCCUCCUCCUUUUUUAAAAAAGUGUAUGCAUGUGUGUGUGUGCACACAUACACACACACAAUUCAGUGACCACAUGCAGAUUGCCGUGGAUCCUCAGCUACCAAUAGGAAAUAACUGAGAAUGUUAGGGACAGAGAUGUUGAGUGCACCUAACCUGAGUUGUGCAGUGGGUAUCAUCAAUCAAGUAGGAAUAGCAUCCCAGAUAUGGUUGGUCAGGAUCUGGAGAGUUUAGGAGGCAAUGUUUUAGUCAUGAAUUUGAGCUCUGUGACAAUGAGUAAAAGAGCCUAGAGGGAGAAGCUUAAAACAAAAACUACCUGUCGUUUAACUGUGGGAUAUGGGGGAAGAGGUGUAACAUAAGUUCAGUAGUGUCCCAAAGAGGGCUGCAGCCAGGUCCUGGCCUUCUAGGUGCUUGGGGAGUAAGAUGGUUCUCCGGACUCCAGUGAGGACACCGAAGUCUGUUCCAGGCCAAUCAUCUGGAGAUUGUUUAUCUUAUUUUCUUUGUAAAAUUGUCUCUCAUUCACAUCUUCAUACCCUUUAACAAAUGUUCAUCUUCCUUCUAACCGUAGUCCCGGAGGAGUGGUUGUUUCCAGGCUGCAGGUGGUUGGGUAAUCUAGAAGUUGGAAUAGGUAUACGUGAAUCAUGUGAUAGAAGGGGAAACUAGACAUAGAGGAAGAAGAGGUUUCUCCCAGCAGUUGAGAUUCUCACGUUUCUAUCCCUGUACCCUCUGAGUGCUGAGAGAUAAUGGGUGUAGGCCCCCAAUCAGGUUGGUAUUCCACUCUCACUCUGCUACGCUGGCUGUAGAUCCAACUUCUUAGAGCCAAGCAACCUGUCCAACCAGCUUUGGACCUCAGCUAUAUAAGUAUUGUCUUCUCCCAAGCUCCUCUCCCCAAAAUUUAGUUCAUUUUGCUUUUUUUUUUUUUUUUUUUUUUUUUUUUUUGA